Botrytis sinoallii is the source of this 2506-nucleotide messenger RNA. RefSeq lists its product as uncharacterized. The record is from RefSeq and is a predicted model, not a curated record. The coding region runs from base 396 to 1991 and encodes 531 amino acids. Lineage: Eukaryota; Fungi; Ascomycota; Leotiomycetes; Helotiales; Sclerotiniaceae. The transcript has 2 exons.
UUUCAACAUUCCAUCCAUCUCUCCUAUCUUUUUCCUUGAAUCUACCUGUCGUCCUACUUUUGUUGCAGAUUUUGCAGCCUGAAGUCACACCAGUCCAUACAAACAUUUACACGACUUUCACAACAUCUUUCUCUCAAUAUUAUUCAUCACUCACUCACCUUCCCAUUCUCUCACUUACACACGUUCACAUAUACGUAGCAAUACGACCUACGUUUUAUCAUACAAACCAAUCCCUCCCUCAGGUAGCAAGGAAGAGAUUUUAUUCAUCUUUUAAUCUAUUCGACCAAGUUUCUUGAUAUAUUUCUGCCUGUCCUCCUUCCCUGCUAUAUAUUUACUUUUCCCCAUUCCAAAAAAAUAAAAGUCUUUUGCUUUUUAAGUGCCUACAGUACAUACAUAUGCAACGGCUCGGAAUCGGCAUCUUGUCAAAUCUAUCAAUCAAAUAUUGUUCGGAUAUGCAGGUGCAAACGCCACUUGCGCAUGGAUUAUCGGGAAUGCCUGCCCGGACUUCGAUGAGUCGGUCUGGACCAUCGUUGGGACUUUCUGGAAUCUCUUUGGUGCAUGCAAAGAAGGAAGAGGACGUUGUGGGGAAUAUAAAUAAAGGCUUUCCAAUGGUUUCAGAGGGAACACAGUCUCAUCCCUCCUCUUUCAAUUCAUCUUCGGCUUCAUCUUCAAGAGAUAGUAUACCAUACCGGGACCUCAAAUCUUUAUCAUCGUCAUUAGCCUUCGGAACACAGAACGGAAGCAAUAUGUUGCUUGUGGAGUCUCUCGUCUUCUUUGCUACGGCAUGCAUUUUAUAUAUCCUCAGCUCUCAACGAAAAACUCAUACACGACGUCCUCAGAAUGGAAGUCAUAAGAGAACUUCUCCUUCUACAAACUCACCAUCAAACAUUACAAAGUUCCUCCAUAACCCUCUCACCCAAAUUUCCCACCUACUAUCAUGUAGCUCAUCCACAUCAUCUACCUCUCUCCCCAGUCCACCCCAUCAACCACCCAAAACCCAACCCGGUCCUCAGAAACCAGCCUAUGCUCUCCCACCACUCAAACCCACCUCUCCCCAUCCAACCUCAAUGGGUCUCAAACGUCUCGACAAAUCCAAUUGGCUCACCAUCGACUCCACCUAUCUCGCCGAGCAUGAACUCCGCGCUUCACUCCUCGAAACACAUGGGCCAUGCGUCUUACAAGUCUUACCCCCAGCCAUCCCAGCCACAUACGAACUCCUCGAAAUGGUCAUUGAGUUUCUCCUAGAUCGAUAUCCAAAUGAUUUCUCCCUCGUGGACGAAAACACAAUCCUCAAUAAGUUAACAGGAGAGCGAUCUAUCAUUGGUUCGAAAUGUAAAAACCCACUCGAGACAGCAGCUCGUCUCUGCAUGGAAGAUUUCAAUCUCUUGUUACAAAAUCCAUCCGAAGAAGAUGGAGAAUGGAAUUUAAUGGCUUCCGCUACGCUCUUUCCCGCAGGCUGGAAAUUGCAAGAGAGAAUCGGGAGUAACAUGGCUGUACUACAUAAACCCGUACCAGGAUGGAAAGAAAAGUUAGGAAAGAGUGUCAAUCGCUACUUCACCCACCUCACCCCGCGCAGCUGCAUGGAACGCUCCAACCUCUUCAUCCAAACCACCCCCAUCCUCUUCCAAGACAUUCCCGAAGCCCCUCCCUCCCCCUCUUCCCCACUCACUCCUUCAGACAUCUACAUCCGUCGCGAACGGCAAACCUUUACUCGUCUCCCGAAAUCCAACGCGGUACUAUUUACCGUACGCACGUACAUGGAAAAAUUAGUCGACGUGAAUAGUGCGGAUGCGGAAGCGAUGGCAAAACAGAUUCGCGGGUGGGACGGGGAGUUGGCGCGAUACAAGGGCGUGGGUAUUUGGGGUGAUGUAACGUUGGGGUAUUGUGAUGGGAGGGUGGAGGAGAUGGAGAAGGAAGAGGAGAGGUUGAGAAGCUUGAGGAGAGAUUCGGGGAUUAGUAUGGGGUGUGAGGAUGCUGGGGAGGAGUUGUAAUGUGCAUGGAUGGAUGCGUGGAUGGAUAUACGUUUGGAGUUUUCACAUUCGGGUUUCACUUUGACUUUUCAGUCUGGACGAACGGAUGCGUGUGGGGGGUCUUCUUUUCUCGAGGUCAAAAAAGCAUUCGCAAUCACAAUGGAAGGAAGAAAGAAAGAAAGAACAAAAGAACGAAGCAAGGAACUAAUGAAUGAAUAAAAACGAACGAACGCACGGGAACCUUGCAACGGGAGGAAAAUCUGCUUUUCAAAAAUUUUACAAAAAUUUCCGCGACAUGGGGAUGGGAUGGGAUUAAUUUAACAGGAAAAGAACAGAACUGUUUUAUUUAGGGGCAUGGUUUUCAUGGUUUUCAUGCGUGGAUUUUAAUAUAUGGGGUAGUGGGGAGGAGAGAGAGAGUAGAUAGAGAUGAGGAAUGAGAUGAUGGAGAUGGAGAUGGAGAUGAAAUAAUAUCUGAUGUGUACAAUGAGAUGAGAUGGCUAUUUACCUACAUGGUACUUAGAAAAUUGAUAGAGAGU